Lycium ferocissimum is the source of this 1479-nucleotide messenger RNA. Its product is annotated as receptor-like protein EIX2. The record is from RefSeq and is a predicted model, not a curated record. NCBI's taxonomy places the organism in Eukaryota, Viridiplantae, Streptophyta, Magnoliopsida, Solanales, Solanaceae. The transcript has 2 exons. Gene Ontology annotation, molecular function: protein binding. Bases 1 to 1479 code for a protein of 492 amino acids.
AUGGGGCAUCAUUUCCCACAAUGGCUACGAACACGGAAGACUUACUCCUAUCUUGAUAUCUCUUUUGUUGGUAUAUCAAGUGUAGCUCCCAACUGGUUUUGGGAUCUUUCUCCUAAAAUAAUGUACUUCAACAUUUCCAACAACAAAAUAAGCGGAGGGGUCCCUGAUCUGUAUUCCAAGUUUGUAGCAUCAAAGGAAUCUAAUUAUCCAAUGAUGGAUUUUAGUUCAAAUAAUUUAUCAGGUUUAGUGCCAUCAUUCCUUUCCAACUUGAAAACAUUGAACCUUUCCAAAAACAAGUUUGUUGGAGCAAUUUCUUUCCUGUGUAAAAUAGCCAACCCUUUGUUCCGCAUCAUUGAACUCUCAAAUAACCUACUUUCAGGAGAACUUCCCAAUUGUUUGAUGAAAUUUGAAGAACUAGCCAUCCUUAAUUUAGCUAACAACAAUCUACAUGGUAAAGUUCCUAGUUCUGUUGGUGCUUUGCACGAUAUCCAAUCUCUACAAUUGCGGAACAACAAUUUUAGUGGCUAUCUGCCAACCUCUUUGAUGAACUGUUUUGUGUUGAAAAUCUUGGACUUUGAGAGUCAACAAGUUCAAUGGAAAGAUACAAAUUUGUGUCGUCUGAAUGAAGUCCGCAUUUUGGAUCUUUCUCGGAACAUCUUAUCAGGAGAAAUCCCACGAUGUCUCAACAAUUUCACAUCUUUGCUUCAGGAUGAUAGUUCAAACUCAAGUUUUCUUUUUGAUUUGGGUGAAAGUAAUGAAUAUGGCUUUUACUCUUAUGCUGAAGAUUACAUGGGGGAUGCAUUAGUUCAAUGGAAAAGCAGUGAGUUUGUGUACAAUAAGACACUUGGGUUGUUGAAGAUAAUCGAUUUUUCUAGUAACGAUUUAGUUGGAAGAGUUCCUGAAGAAAUCGCACAAUUGGGUGGUCUACUUUCAUUAAACCUCUCAAGAAAUAAUUUAACAGGCAAUAUCAUAGGAGGAAUUGGAAAGAUGGAAAAUUUAGAAUCCCCUGGUCUAUCUGAAAAUCAGCUCACAGGCCGAAUUCCCACAAGUCUUGCUCAACUAACUUUCCUAAGCGUCUUAGACUUGUCGAGUAACAACUUGUCAGGGAAAAUUCCUUCAAGCACUCAGUUGCAGAGUUUUGAUCCCUCAUCAUAUGCAGGAGAUAAUGAACUCUGUGGCCUGCCACUCGCAGAAUGUCCUGGAGAUACGGAUACUCAAAGCCCUUCUGGUGAUCAUAGCAGAAUCAACAAUGUUGAUGAAGAUGGCGAGAUUUUGUCUAUUGGAUUUUAUGUAUCUGUGGCGAGUGGAUUCAUAUCUGUGGCGAGUGGAUUCAUACUUGGAUUUUGGGGAGUGAUAUUCACUUUAAUCCUCAAGCAAUCAUGUAGAGAUGCUUACUUUCAGUUUUUGACUAAUGUCGAGAAUUGGAUCUUUGUGUCAACAUUGUUGUCUCUACGCAAAUUGAAGAUGCUCUGGAGUUAA